Molecule: messenger RNA, 477 nt
Organism: Sphaeroforma arctica JP610
Lineage: Eukaryota; Ichthyosporea; Ichthyophonida
Exons: 1
Coding region: 1-477 (158 amino acids)
Source: RefSeq, a predicted model, not a curated record
AUGAGUAUAGACACGCUGCAGGCGAAAAUCAACCAGCACCGCGAAUUGACGGAGCGCAACGCGACCGUUGAGGCCGAUAUGCUGCGUGAGACCAAGCGAUUCACGGAUGCGGCACUCAACGAGAGUGUCACGCGCACCCUAAUCUCCGAGUUUUCAGCGCUGGCCGGCAACCAGCAGGAUCGGCCUCCGAACCGGCCCGAUAAAGUGGACGACAUAGACGAUGCGUGUAAUGAGAUGCGUCGUAUGUACAUGUACCGCAGCGAGCAAGUCUAUCUGAACAUUACCAACCAACUGCGCGACCAGGAGUCGCCACCGCUGCGGGCCAUGAGCACACAAAUCAAGGAGUUCGAGCGCGAGCACCGUGAAAACGAAAAGCGCAUCGACAAGCUGUUCCGGGAGAUCAAGACCGAUCGCGAGCGGUUUGAUCUGACGUACCGCCGGUUCGUCGAGCGUAUAGACGUGGACGAUGAAAACUAA